AUGACAGUCCUGGAGCUCAAGAGGACCGCUCCUGACCAUUCUCCAAUCCUCGCCCAGCUUUGGUGUACCUUCCCUGGGGACUGAUCUGGAUCCACACCACAGUCAUGGAUCUUUUCCACAGCUGGGGGGUGGAGGUGGCCGUCCAUCUGCAGACCCAGUAUGGGCAUUAUGAGGGCUGGUUUAGUCUAGCCUCUACAGUGGCUGACCUGCAUACCACCUUCUUUUGUUUCUUCCCAGUCUGGUUCUAUCUGCGCAGGGACGUGGGUGUAAAGCUCAUCUGGGUGGCUGUCAUCGGGGACUGGCUCAACCUGGUCAUGAAGUGGGUUCUAUUUGGAGAGAGACCCUAUUGGUGGGUCCAUGAUACCCGCUUCUAUGGGACAGAUCCAGCCCCUGCCUUAAAACAAUUCCCCAUCACCUGUGAAACUGGACCAGGAAGCCCUUCGGGUCAUGCCAUGGGCUCGUCUGCGGUGUGGUACGUGAUGAUAACAGCUGUCUUCUCAAUGGCGGCAGAAAGACGGUUCCCCCCUCUCCUGUACAGGUUCUUGCAGGCGGGGCUCUGGAUGCUGCUGUGUACAGUAGAGCUGCUGGUGUGCAUGUCCAGAGUCUACAUGGCUGCCCACUUCCCGCACCAGGUCAUCAGUGGGGUCAUCACAGGUAUCAUGGUGGCUGAGACCUUCUCCAGAGUGCAGUGGAUCUAUGGAGCCAGUCUGAAGAAGUACUUCUACACCACCCUCUUUCUGCUCUCCUUUGCUGUGGGCUUCUACGAGCUGCUAAAAGCUAUAGGCGUGGACCUGCUGUGGUCCCUGGAGAAAGCCCAGAAGUGGUGUGUGAGAGCCGAGUGGGUCUACAUGGACUCCACCCCCUUCGCCAGCCUCCUGCGCAAUAUGGGCACCCUGUUUGGCCUGGGCUUGGGUCUGCACUCACCUCUCUACACCAAGAACAAGAACAGCAGCAUCCCCUUCAGGGUGGGAUGUAUCACUGUCUCUUUAUUGUUGCUACAGAUUCUGGAUGGCUUGACGUUCUCCUCCAGAGACCAGGCCAUGUUCUAUGUGUUGUCAUUUAGUAAGAGUGCUGCUGCUCUCUUCAUUCCCACAGCUCUGGUUCCCGGAGGACUCUCCUGGAUCUUCCCAGGUAGUGUGGCGGCUAAGCUGAAAUUUUCAUAACAACAAUUCACUUUAUGAUAAAAGUCCCAAAUUUUACAGAGGUAAAUUUAUGUACCCUGAAAUUAUUUACAUACUGUAUCAGGCCAUGGCAGCCAUCUUACAAAAUGGCCACUGAAAGUAACACAACAUUUUACAAUUCAGAAGUAGUGUUUUGAUAUAACUGCACCAAAUGUGUUACAGAGGUAGAUGUAUGUACCCUGAAAAUAUUUACAGUAUAUAUGGAGCCCCCACAGAUUUGGCCCCUGGGGCCACAGCAGACAUUUUACAAAAUGCCAACAUAUGCCAACACAGCACCAAAUAUGCUACAUAGGAACAUUGAUGUACCCCGAAAUGAUUAAGAAAUGGAAACCCCACAGAUUUGGCCCCUGGGGGCCUCUAUGGGGCCAUGUCAGUCAUUUUACAAAAUGGCAACAUAUUGUAAAAUUGUUUUACAAUGCAGAAGGACUGUUUUGAGAUAACAGCACCACAUUUAGUACAGAGGUAGAUAUACAGUGCUUUCAGACAGUAUUCAUACACCUUGAUUCUUUCCACAUAUUGUUGUGUUACAGCCUAAAUUGAAAAUGGAUUACAUGUAUUUAUUUUUUAUCUCACACAAUACCCCAUAAUGACAAAGUAUAUGUAGGCUUGCCAUAACAAAGGGGUUGACUCAAGACCAUGUGGUAUUGUGUG
This is a messenger RNA of Salvelinus fontinalis (brook trout), 1832 nucleotides long. RefSeq names its product glucose-6-phosphatase catalytic subunit 1a, tandem duplicate 1 (gene g6pc1a.1). Gene Ontology annotation, biological process: glucose 6-phosphate metabolic process; gluconeogenesis. Bases 105 to 1163 code for a protein of 352 amino acids. Lineage: Eukaryota; Metazoa; Chordata; Actinopteri; Salmoniformes; Salmonidae. Gene Ontology annotation, molecular function: glucose-6-phosphatase activity. The record is from RefSeq and is a predicted model, not a curated record. Gene Ontology annotation, cellular component: membrane. The transcript has 5 exons.